Molecule: messenger RNA, 1310 nt
Organism: Carya illinoinensis
Lineage: Eukaryota; Viridiplantae; Streptophyta; Magnoliopsida; Fagales; Juglandaceae
Product: dof zinc finger protein DOF3.4-like
Exons: 1
Coding region: 480-1169 (229 amino acids)
Biological process (GO): regulation of DNA-templated transcription
Molecular function (GO): DNA binding; DNA-binding transcription factor activity
Source: RefSeq, a predicted model, not a curated record
UCAGGGGCUAAAUAUUUAAGGAAGAAUCUAUGCAUGCAUUCCCUAAUUCCUACCAACGAAGAAUGAAAAAAACAAAAAGGGUAUAAUAAUAGAGAAUCAUAAAGGAAAUGGGCAAGAGCCGCUCUGUUAUCUAGCUGUGUAGCCGACCAAAACAGUACCACAUUUCUGAAGCCGACUGAAAUGUCGUGCUUAACAGAACACUGUAAAAGCUACUCACUCUGAGCUCCUAUUCGUCUCAAUUAUGUCCCCUGUUUACAGCUGCUGCUCCUGCACCAUCUCCACCAACAUAUACUCUCUCUCUCUCUGAUCCCUCUCUCCAUAAAAUCCCUCCCAUCCAUCAAACUCGCAAGUACCAAAGCCAGCCAUCCUACUCUCCAUCUUCAUCCUCAUCCUUUUGAUCUUCUUCAACGUUCUUGUCCAAAAAAAAAAAAAAGCAACCUUUCGUAGCUACCCAGACAAACUGAUCACAACCACCCAAAAUGUCUUCCGACUCCGGCGAGCACCGUAGGCAAACCAAGGCAACCCACAUCCCCGGAGCCCCACCACCGGAACAAGAACAACUUCCGUGCCCGCGCUGCGACUCCACCAACACCAAGUUCUGUUACUACAACAACUACAACUUCUCUCAGCCCCGCCACUUCUGCAAGUCCUGCCGCCGCUACUGGACUCACGGCGGCACCCUCCGAGACAUACCCGUUGGCGGCGGCUCCCGCAAGAACGCCAAGCGCUCUCGCACCGUCACGGCCUCCACCGCUACUUCCCAGGUAGACCCCUUACCUGCCUCCCCUUUCCUGCUGCCCCUCACGCCCAACCAGAGCUCGUCAGUACAGUUUGGGGGUGACGGGAAGGGUAAUGUGAGCGUUUGUGGGAGUUUCACUUCGCUGCUGAACACUCAGGGGCCUGCUUUUUUGGCGGUGGGUGGGUUCGGACUUGGUCUUUCAUGUCCCGGGUUUGAGGAAAUGGGAUUCGGGCUCGGCAGAGGGGUCUGGCCUUUUAACGGAGUCGGAGAUGGUGGCGGUGCGGGUGUUUUCUUUGGUGCUAAUGGUGGUGCUACGGGAAUGGGAAACGCGUGGCAGUUCGAGAACGGUGAUCAGUCCGGGUUUGUUGGAGGAGAUUGCUUUUCUUGGCCGGAUUUGGCAAUUUCGACCCCGGGAAAUGGUCUGAAAUGAACAGUUCUUCCCCCCUUCUGUUUUUUUUUUUUUUUUUAAUUUUUUAAUUUUGGUUCUUGGUGUUAAUGGAAACUGUGGACUUGUUAGUGUUGAGGGCAAACUGUGGUAUGAGAUUUAGAAGAAGAAAGUAGACUUUUUUUU